Messenger RNA from Neofelis nebulosa (Clouded leopard), 572 nucleotides. It is a transcript of the gene UTS2, whose product is annotated as urotensin 2. Gene Ontology annotation, biological process: regulation of blood pressure; blood vessel diameter maintenance. Gene Ontology annotation, molecular function: hormone activity. The record is from RefSeq and is a predicted model, not a curated record. NCBI's taxonomy places the organism in Eukaryota, Metazoa, Chordata, Mammalia, Carnivora, Felidae. The coding region runs from base 48 to 419 and encodes 123 amino acids. The transcript is spliced from 4 exons. Gene Ontology annotation, cellular component: extracellular region.
UCUGAGCAACAGAAGCCAAGAAGGAAGACUUCUGUCUCUUGCCAAGCAUGCACAAGCUGGUUUCUUGUCUGCUUUUCAUAGGAUGCUUACCACCUCUCUUCUCUCUGCCCGUCCCUGACUCCAGGGAAGAGGCUCUGAAGCUCUCAGCACCUGAUGGAGACGCAAGAUCAACCUUGGAUGAACUGGAAAGAGUGUCUCUCCUGCAAAUGCUGGAGACGUUAGGGGCAGAGAGAGGCGACAGUCUUAGGAAAGCAGGUCUCGGUACUGGCACUGCUAACCCGCGAGGAGGUAUGAGACAGUUUCAAGCUUUCUUUGGACAAGAUCCUAACAUUUUCCUGAGUCAUCUUUUGGCCAGAAUCAGGAAGCAAUAUAAGAAACGUGGAUCUCCCUCUGAAUGCUUCUGGAAAUACUGUGUCUGAAGUAAAAUGAACAUCUAUUAGUCAACUCAGAAACAACCACCUUAGAAAGUUAAAAAUAAAAAUGUCUGACUUGAAAACAGCAUAGAAAAAAACUAAGCAAACUACACCCCAUUCAUGACUAUUUGGAAAAAUAAAUCCUCUAUGUUUUGCAAA